Molecule: messenger RNA, 3421 nt
Organism: Lineus longissimus
Lineage: Eukaryota; Metazoa; Nemertea; Pilidiophora; Heteronemertea; Lineidae
Product: intraflagellar transport protein 80 homolog
Exons: 17
Coding region: 101-2626 (841 amino acids)
Biological process (GO): cilium assembly
Cellular component (GO): cilium; centrosome; intraciliary transport particle B
Molecular function (GO): protein binding
Source: RefSeq, a predicted model, not a curated record
GUUUUGGACCAUCAGGUCAGUUCAAAAUCACUGUUUUCUACAAAUUCCCAUUUUCUGAAUUCUUCAAGAUAGGAAUAGAAGAAAAUACUAAACCAAGACAAUGAGGCUAAAGACGCUUUUACUGAAGGAGCCCAAGCAUACUGACCUGGUCAGUUGCUGUGGAUGGACAACAGCUGAUGAGCUCUUCUCGGGAGCAGAUGACCACAAGAUCCUGAAAUGGAGCCUAACAAACAAUGAGACAACUACUGCAGUGACUCUACCCAAUGAUUUCUACCCCCUGGACAUGCACUGGUUUCCCAAGGGCAGUGGAGGAGGGAAGCAGAAGGGGUCGGAACUGUUUGUUUUGACUUCAACUGAUGGUAAAUUUACUUUGAUCAACCGAGGCGGUCGCAUUGAGAAGAACGUCGAGGCCCACAAGGGAGCCGUCUUGGCUGCUAGGUGGAGUUUUGAUGGUACUGCUCUGGUGACAGCUGGUGAAGACGGACAGGUCAAGAUCUGGUCGAGGAGUGGGAUGCUGAGAUCAACCCUGGCACAAAACAGUUCUGCAGUGUACUCCGUUGCCUGGGGUCCAGACUCUGACCAAGUCCUAUUCACAUCGGGCAAACAGCUUGUGAUCAAACCGCUACAGGCCAAUGCCAAACCACAAAUGUGGAAAGCCCAUGAGGGCGUCAUCCUGAAAAUAGACUGGAACCCCGUCAACAAUCUCAUCCUCUCUGGUGCAGAGGACUGUAAAUAUAAAGUGUUUGACAGCUAUGGCCGCUUGAUGUACAUGAGUUCCACACAUGACUAUCCCAUCACAUCGGUCAGCUGGAGUCCCGAUGGAGACCUGUUUGCUGCUGGUUCAUACAACACGCUGAGGCUGUGUGACAAAGCCGGGUGGUCUUAUGCCCUAGAGAAACCCAACACAGGCAGCAUCUUCAACUUGUCAUGGUCUGGUGACAGUACGCAGGUAGCUGGGGCUUGUGGAAAUGGUCAGGUCAUCUUUGCAACAGUUAUUGAGAGGAGACUUGAAUGGAGAAAUUUUGAGGUGACCGUCACCGGUAACAAGACCAUCCAAGUGAAGAACGUGCUGAAUGAUGUUUUGGACAAGUUAGAUUUCCGAGAUCGUAUCAUCAAGGUGUCGAUAGCUUUCAGCCACCUGGUUGUGACCACUGCAUCCCAGUGUUACGUCUACACUACCAAGAAUUGGAACACCCCCAUGAUAUUUGACUUGAAAGAGGGCAAUGUCACAUUGAUCAUGCAAGCAGAGAAGCAUUUCCUUCUGGUGGACAGCGUGGGUGUCCAGGUCUACUCAUAUGAAGGUCGCCUCAUUUGUAGUCCAAGAUAUCAGGGGAUGAGGACAGAUAUUCUCAACUACCAGACCGUCUCCCUCAGUAAUGACACCGUGGCCAUUCUAGACAAGGCAGAUGAAAAGAUUGUCCAUCUUUUUGAUGCCAACACUGGUAAAACGUUGGGUGAUGGAAAGCCAAUAGUGCACAAGUUGGACGUGUUGGAGAUAGCUCUAGACCAGUGUGGCCCGGCCCACGAAAGACGACUAGCCAUCAUUGACAAGAACAGAGAUCUCUAUUUGACGUCCGUCAAGGUUUUUGGGACGUCUAGAAAGUCAGUGAAAUUGAGUACCAUGAUCAUGUCGUUAUGUUGGAAUGAUGUGACCAACAUGCUGGCAGCCCUAGCAGACGGCAAAUUCAUCGUCUGGUAUUAUCCCAAUGCUGUCUAUGUGGAUAAAGAUCUGUUACCCAAGACGGUCUUUGAGAAAGAUGCCAGCGAGUUUGGAAAAAAUCCGACACUGUUGAGUUUCCUUGGUAAUCAUGUGGCGAUGCGACGAGCGGAUGGUUCGGUAAUUAGCACAGGGGUACCACCGUAUCCUGCCAUGCUCCACGAAUACAUCAACAGCGGCCGCUGGGAAGACGCAGUCAGGUUGUGUCGAUUCUGCAAGAACACUGGGUAUAAGGAUGACACGUUGUGGGCCUGCCUGGCCGCCAUGGCUGCUUACAACAAAGACUUGAAUACUGCUGAAAUAGCCUAUGCUGCCAUCAAUGAGGCUGACAAAGUCCAAUACAUCAUGCACAUCAAAGAGAUUCCGUCCAAGGAUGCCAGGAAUGCCGAGAUGGCGUUAUUCUGUGGCCAGCCGCAAGAUGCUGAGGGCAUCCUCCUCCAGUCUGGCCUCGUCUUCAGAGCAAUCAUGAUGAACAUACAACUAUAUAACUGGGACAGAGCUCUUGAGUUAGCAGUGAAACACAAGACCCACGUCGACACUGUCCUUGCCUUCAGACAGAAGUUCUGCACCGAUUUUGACAAGAAAGAGACCAACAAGAGAUUUGUACAGUAUUCAGAGGGGGUGGAAAUCGAUUGGGAGAAAAUCAACGCCAAGAUCGAACUCGAAUAUCAGAAAGAACGAGAAAGACCAGAACGGGCCACGGCACGAAAAGAAACACGCACAACUCCCAGCGCUUCGACUGGGAGCCGCCUAACUGCACACGGAGACAGCGGACAUAGCGGGGGGCGGACAGCGAGUCCUGGGGAUGCUGGUUCUCGGAGUGCGGCCGGAGGAAGUAGCAGUACGGCUAGUCGGUCACCUCAUCGGUCUGAGGCGACACGUAUAUCAAGUGGGACAAGGAAAUAUUAGUUGAGGGAAAAUCUCGGAGACUUUAGUGUAUCAUGUCGUGGACAAGUUCAUACAUAAAUGUGAAAACCUUUUGGGAAAGAUGCAAGUGGGAAACCAUCAAAGAUGACAAAACAAGGAUUCUAAAUGCUGAAUGAGGAAAAGUUGGAAGUAAAAUUUGUACUUUAUCAGUGUUCAAUAUUCAUUUGUUGACAUGUCGACUGAGUUCUGUACCAUAGUGAUGCCUAAUUGUUAAGACGGGUGUCCUAGGUGAAUAUAAUAUAGCCCUCCAGAUAAAUCCAGAUGUCCACCGAUUCUUAGUUCCGUCCAUUACCAGAUUUAUUUUUUGUACCUGUAUAGUAUUCUUUGUGUGCCACAGUACUCGUCCAUUAUCAGGAAACGUUUUCUCAACAGGAGCAAUGCCGUCCUAUAUAGCCAUGGGCUGUUACUAACUUUGAAGACUGCAUUAGUAAGUGCCUUGUAUUCACUAUUGAGAUAUCAAGGGGAGACAAGAGUUUUCAAAAUACCGUCCAUUUAUUUGAAAACGAAAAUAUUUGUAACUCAGUUUAGACAAAUGAAGAGUGAAAACAAAUGCAAGACCUUUUCUGAAGUGAGAUGUUUCACAUAUUACAGAACAUGAAAUCUCUUCUAUUCACAUAAUGUAAAACUUGUGAAAUAUUGCACCUAUCUGUCUGAUGUCCGUAUCCUCAUUUGUGAGACACUCUGAUGUUAAUGUACCAUUUUGGAGUCGAGAGAAUAAAUGCAAAAGAGUUGAUUUCAUUGUUGGCCUUUUUGUAUGUAGAUAGCCAGAACUAUUGU